ACGGCAUUCACGGUCUCUAAUGGCUGAACAACAACAACUAUUAGCGGGCACCAAACUUUCCCUAACUUCCCCGGACAACAGAGAAAGUUGAAAGUAGCAAUUUAAUUUGGAGGUACUUCAGCUUAUGUUUGUUCACAUGAUACUUUUGUUGUCAUAAAUGAGGAAUCACUGAUGGAUCCAAGAUAUGACAUCCCGCGGAGGGCCGCCGCCGCCUCCUCCGGUGGCAGCGGGGGCGCCGCUAACUCGUCCCCCGCUCUGGGAGCUCAAUCCCGCCGCAGGAAGAUGCCUCCCCGACCCGCUGACUUCAAACUUCAGAUUAUAAUUAUCGGCUCCCGUGGAGUUGGUAAAACCAGCCUCAUGGAGAGGUUUACCGACGAUACUUUCUGCGAGUCAUGCAAAUCGACAGUAGGUGUUGACUUCAAAAUCAAGACGGUUGAGUUAAGAGGAAAGAAGAUCAGACUACAGAUAUGGGACACUGCAGGCCAGGAGAGGUUUAACAGCAUCACAUCAGCCUACUACAGAGGAGCCAAAGGAAUAGUGCUGGUUUAUGAUAUCACAAAACAGGAGACUUUUGAGGACCUUCCUAAAUGGAUGAAAAUGAUAGACAAGUAUGCCUCAGAGGAAGCAGAGCUUUUGCUAGUGGGGAACAAGCUGGACUGUGAGACUGAUCGGAUCAUCUCUAGACAACAAGGAGAGAGGUUUGCCUCUCGAAUAAGUGGAAUGCGCUUUUGUGAAGCCAGUGCCAAGGAUAAUUUUAAUGUGGAUGAGAUUUUCCUUAAGCUUGUUGAUGACAUUCUUAGCAAGAUGCCUCUUGAAGUUCCUAACAAGGAGCUCUCCAACAGCGUUCUGUCUCUGCAGCCUGAACCUGAAGUGCCACCGGAGUUGCCCCCUCCCCGGAUGCGCUGUUGCUGAACCCCCCCCAUCUCAAGCAGACACUCUCUGAAACAUGCAGCGCACCAUCAUGACCACAUGGUGGCAGCACACAGCAGCACUUUACAAUUGUCACCUGCUGCUGUGAUGAUGCAUGAAAUAAGCAGUAUUACUCUUUCUCUGUUGCUUUCUCUCCUGCGUUACUGAACACUAUAAGCUGCAGCACACUAACACUUGAGCCUGGAGAAUCUUCUUCCUACCACCCUUCUGUCUACACAUGACCCAGACUACCUCAUUGUUUGGAUGGUUAACCUAGGUAUGUCUUCCAGAUGGAGAUCCUUCCUAACAGAGGGAAUCACUGGAUGCCUCACAGCUUUUCUCCCGUUUUCCUUUUUAUCGUCCCUCUCACUAAGUUUAAAAUCCUUUGAGUUGAGGUUAUCUUUUAGUUUUAAGACUUGCUGACAAAAGGGAUGAUUUCUCACAUUUCCUGAGUUCAUUUCAAACUCCAUGUCUCCAGGUACAGUAGACAGGUUUGUAUUUUUCUUGGACUUUUGUUGUUUUACCUACUGACAGAAUGACUUAAAGUUGAAAAAAAGCACAAUAGGAAAUAAAUAUAGUAGCUGUAGUUGUAGCUGUAGUGACUGGAUGAGGUUUAGCGGCUAUUUGGACAGAGGAAGGUUAUACGAGUCAUCAAUUUAUGUUACAUUACCUUAAAGUAUUAAAAUGGCUGUAAUGUGGAAAUUAAUUUGAUAUCAAUUGUAAUGUUUUGCACUUUUCAAAGUUUAAACUUGUGUGCAGGAAAACAGAAGACAGGCGUUGUACUUUGGCACUAAUGAAAAUGAAGCUGUCUCAGCAGUGGCUACGCUCUGUGUGGGAUGUAGAUGCAAGGGGAUUAUGGGUAGUGUAGUCUUGGGCAUCUUUGUGCAAACCAGGGGAACUCUUUUUUUUUUUUUUUUUUGUGAUGCUGGCUAACCUGAGGGAAAUGACAAUAACAACGCCAGCUGGUUUUACAUUUUCUUGUUACUAAUACUUCUUUGUUUUAUGUUAUUUUCUGAAUUCAGCAACAGCAGAGGGAAAAGGGGAGGAGAAAGGUCAAAGGUGACAUGGUUAUUGUUUGUAUAACUCAGGAAACUUGGAUUGGCUCAGAGCUGCACAGUCUGGAAUUGAUUUUGAACCGUAAUGAAUUAAAGUUGCAUCACGUUGGAUGUUGUGACAUCUAGUGUUGAAGUUGUAUACUGCAUCUAACUCAACCCGCACCCCGGUUUAAGCCUCACCUUUUACACAGAGAAGUGUUUGUAUAACAGAACACAUUUAGACCUUUAGUUAUCUUGCAUUUCUUCAAAGUGUAAAAUUAAGGGCUUGUUCAAAUGUUUGUUUUUAUUUGAGAAAUUUUCGCAAUAUCUUCAGUUUUCAUUUAAGACACUAAAAAGAAUUGGAUCUAACAUUAGUUGACAUGUUCAACUGAAGUUUUCUGUUUUUUUCAGAAUCAACAAGCAUUGGUUCUUUGGACAAAUACUAAAUGUUCAGAAACGUGUUGAUAGUAUCGCCUAUGCACAUUUAAGCAAUGAGAUUAUCAUCCAGCAGGAGACCCUUUGUGCAGGGAUUAUCUGAGAACAUUUGGAUUGUCAUCACAUGUUUGGAAGUGUGAGCAUUUCUUCAGAUUGUGCUGUUUGUUUGGGAAUGAACCUUCCUCUAGAUGUUUUGGCACUAACCCUUUUACUACUUUGUUGUUUUUAACUAUACAUUUAAAGAAUUGCAUCGUAUCUGCAAUGAGUAUCCUUUAUGAUGAAUGUCUGUUAUAUUGUGUCAAACCAGUCUCUGAGUGGACUAAAGGGGAUUGGCUGUAUUUAUAACUUGUGGCAUUCUUGAACUAAUGAAAUGCUAUUAAAGAUGUCUAUAUUUAUUACUAAA
Molecule: messenger RNA, 2781 nt
Organism: Cyprinodon tularosa
Lineage: Eukaryota; Metazoa; Chordata; Actinopteri; Cyprinodontiformes; Cyprinodontidae
Gene: rab12
Product: RAB12, member RAS oncogene family
Exons: 6
Coding region: 172-912 (246 amino acids)
Biological process (GO): Golgi vesicle fusion to target membrane; protein secretion; regulation of exocytosis
Cellular component (GO): trans-Golgi network transport vesicle; synaptic vesicle; plasma membrane
Molecular function (GO): GTP binding; GTPase activity
Source: RefSeq, a predicted model, not a curated record